AUGGCCUACGAGACAGAGGAGACUCAAUACUGCUAUCCCGCCUUCAACUCAUCAUGUGUCAAAGGGAAACGCUCCAAUUAUGAAUCCAAUAUCUUGUAUGUGUUUUUUUCAUUGCUGUCAGCAUGGACUGUGUUUCUGAACCUGCUGGUGAUCAUCUCCAUCUCUCACUUCAAGAAGCUUCACACUCCAACCAACAUGAUUAUUCUCUCUCUGUCUGUGGCUGAUCUGCUUGUUGGACUUAUUGUGAUGCCAAUAGAGGCCAUUGAACUCAUUGAGACUUGUUGGUACUUUGGAGAUGCAUUGUGUAACCUGUUUUUAAUACUAAUGGGUCUCCUUACUUCUACAUCUCUUUGUAGUUUAGUUUUCAUAGCUGUGGAUCGUUAUGUGGCUGUGUGUCACCCUUUAAUGUAUCCACAGACAAUAACAAUGAACAGGACUUUAAUUAUUGUUUGUUUCAGCUGGUUUUUUUCUUCAGCUUAUAAUAUUAUUUUAAGCAUCACACAUACAACAGACGGGUGCUAUGGUGAAUGUAAUGUUCAACUAACUUUUGAAUGGAAAGCGACUGAUUUAGUACUUUCCUUCCUGCUUCCUUGUACAGUGAUCAUAACUUUACAUUUGAGGAUAUUUUAUGUUGUACAUCAGCAAGUUAAAGUGAUCAACUCUCAAAUGAAGAGUGAAAAAUGUGUAACGGAAGGUUCAGUAAAGAGAAAAUCUGAGAGCAAAGCUGCUUUGAUAUUAGGAAUUAUUGUGGCAAUUCAUCUGAUUUGCUUUAUUACGUAUUAUAUCCUGACUCUAACUGAUAGCAUAGCAAUUCCACCCGCCGUACUCUCCUGUCUAAUAUGGUUUUUAUACAUUAAUUCAAGUCUGGAUCCUCUUCUCUAUGCUCUCUUUUACACCUGGUUUAGAAAAUCAAUCAAACACAUCUUAACUCUUAAAAUAUUUCAACCGGAAUCCUCUCAGGUCAAUAUUUUGACAAAUCAUUAA
Molecule: messenger RNA, 984 nt
Organism: Danio aesculapii
Lineage: Eukaryota; Metazoa; Chordata; Actinopteri; Cypriniformes; Danionidae
Product: trace amine-associated receptor 13c-like
Exons: 1
Coding region: 1-984 (327 amino acids)
Biological process (GO): G protein-coupled receptor signaling pathway
Cellular component (GO): membrane
Molecular function (GO): trace-amine receptor activity
Source: RefSeq, a predicted model, not a curated record